AUAUCGGCAACCAUGGCACAGCUACCCGUUUACAAUCCGCCAUCACCAUUUCUGGGUAUACUACCAGCUGGAUUGGGACUGUACAGAAAGAUCACAAUCCGUGGAAGAAUGACUCACGACAUGUUCAACAUAAACCUGCAGUGUGGCCCUAACGUAGACCCGAGAGAUGAUGCGGCUUUACAUAUAAGCAUUCGACCGCGGGAAGGUUUGAUAGUGCGCAACACCUACCAAUUCCGAAGCUGGGGCGUUGAGGAAAGGUUCGGUGGAUGUCCGGUGCAGAAGAAGUCGUACUUCGACGUCAGCAUUACAGUGAAACCGGACAGCUACGGGAUUGCCGUGAAUGGGUGCCAUUUCUGUGACUUUAACCAUAGGCUACCGUACGCCUCGGUACGAUUCAUACACACCGGUGUCGGGGCACAGAUCGAUGCGAUCAUAACAGAGUGA
Anopheles maculipalpis is the source of this 444-nucleotide messenger RNA. Its product is annotated as galectin-7-like. The transcript has 3 exons. The record is from RefSeq and is a predicted model, not a curated record. Gene Ontology annotation, molecular function: carbohydrate binding; galactoside binding. The coding region runs from base 13 to 444 and encodes 143 amino acids. NCBI's taxonomy places the organism in Eukaryota, Metazoa, Arthropoda, Insecta, Diptera, Culicidae.